Ipomoea triloba (trilobed morning glory) is the source of this 2867-nucleotide messenger RNA. Its product is annotated as G-type lectin S-receptor-like serine/threonine-protein kinase At4g27290. Gene Ontology annotation, molecular function: ATP binding; protein serine/threonine kinase activity. The record is from RefSeq and is a predicted model, not a curated record. The transcript is spliced from 7 exons. NCBI's taxonomy places the organism in Eukaryota, Viridiplantae, Streptophyta, Magnoliopsida, Solanales, Convolvulaceae. Gene Ontology annotation, biological process: protein phosphorylation; recognition of pollen. The coding region runs from base 257 to 2758 and encodes 833 amino acids.
ACAAGAAGACAUGUAUGGGGAUUGGAGAGUAGAGACUAACGAGGGCAGUGAGAGUAAAUUCUGUACCACAAAUUUCAUUAAUGUGAAACCUACUUUCCGACAAGGAAGUUGACUUAGUCCGUCUACACCUUUUGUCUGCUCCGGCGACGGCGAUACUUCUUUGAACUCUCCAUUUUUCUGCCCUCUCUAAUUCCCAUUUCCCAGUCCCAAACAUAAACCAUGAAAUCAGGCUAAUUAAGGGUAGGAGAAAAAAUCCAUGGAGAAUUAUUCUCCCCCCUUCUUCUUCUUCCUUCUCCUCUUCAUCUCCUCGCUUUUCCUUAAAAUCUCCGGCGAAACAGACACUAUAACAUCCACCCAAUCCAUCAGAGACGGCGACACCAUUGUCUCCUCGGACGGAACCUUCGAGCUAGGAUUCUUCACUCCCGCGAAUUCCCAGAACAGGUACGUGGGAAUCUGGUACAAAGUCACGGAUAAAACUCCGGUCUGGGUUGCCAAUAGAGAAGCGCCAUUGAAGAACAAAUCAGGGGUGUUGAGGUUUAAACCCGCCGGAGUUCUUUCCCUCCUCGACGAUUCCAAUCAAACCAUUUGGUCCACGAACUCCUCCGGCCAAUCCCCGAAAAACCCGGUCGCGCAGUUGCUAAAAACAGGGAAUCUCGUCGUCCGAGAAGCGGACGAUGAAACCCCGGAGAAUUUCAUCUGGCAGAGCUUCGAUUACCCGAGUAAUACGUUGUUGGCCGGAAUGAAGCUCGGGAAAAACCUGGUAACCGGCCUGGAAAUGUUCCUCUCGUCCUGGAAAACCCCGGACGAUCCUUCCCCGGGCGAGUACACAUACCACUGUGACAUCACAGGGUACCCGCAGGACCUCCUGAGAAAAGGGUCCAAAGUGGUCUACCGAGCCGGGCCGUGGAACGGGCUCCACUGGAGCGGCGCACCCAACAUGGUAAACAACACCAUGACAACGUUCGGGCUGGUCAUGAGCAAGGACGAGGUUUACUACAUAUACAAUCUAGUAAACAAAUCCGUAAUUUCAACUCUAGUCGUGAAUCCCGACGGGGACACGGGGCGGAAAACAUGGGUGGAUAAGAUUCACGCCUGGACUAAUUAUCACUCCACAAAAGCAGACGAUUGUGAUACUUAUGGACUAUGUGGCCCUUAUGGUACCUGUAACAUUCUUGACGCUCCGCUUUGUCAGUGUUUCGGGAAAUUUGUGCCGAAACAUCAGGGCGAUUGGGACAGCGCGGAUUGGUCGGCGGGUUGUGUUCGAGAAGUGGGUUUGAAUUGCAGCAGUGAUGGGUUUCUGAGGUAUAGUGGUGUGAAACUGCCUGACACGAAUAUUUCCUGGUACAAUCGAACUAUGUCGUUGGAGGAAUGUAGGGAUGUUUGCAAGAGAAACUGUUCGUGUAUGGCUUACACGAGUUUGGACAUUAGGAAUGGAGGGAGUGGGUGUUUGAUCUGGAUUGGGGACCUGGUCGACACCAGACAACUUUCUGAAGAUGGACAAGAUAUCUACGUUAGAAUGGCCUAUUCCGCCUUAGAUUCUGAAGAUGGGUCAUCUGGGAAAAGAAGAAGAGAGAUUCUUACAGUGGGUUUGCCAUUAAUAAUUGCAGCAGUUUUUGUAGUCCUGGGGUUAGGCACAGUGCUUUAUUUCAGGAAAAGGAAGGAGGAGGAUCUCCCAGAGCACACAAAUAAUGUUAUUCCUGCCCACAACAACAAGAGGGAUUCCAGUGGUCCGACGAACACUGAUGAUCUCGAGCUGCCUCAAUUCGAUCUGUUUAGAAUAACUCAAGCUACAGACAGUUUUUCACUCAACAACAAGAUAGGAGAGGGCGGCUUUGGACCUGUUUAUAAGGGGGUGCUAGAAGGGGGGCAAGAAAUAGCAGUGAAGCGACUAUCAGAAACAUCAAAACAAGGGCUCGAUGAGUUCAAGAACGAAGUAAUUUGCAUUGCAAAAUUGCAACAUCGGAAUCUUGUGAAAUUGUUGGGAUGCUGCAUUCAAGGACAAGAUGCAAUGUUGGUGUAUGAAUACAUGCCUAAUAAGAGCCUGGAUUUAUACAUUUUUGAUCAAGAGCGGAGUGGAUUGCUUGAUUGGCCAAAACGCUUCAAUAUUAUCAAUGGCAUAGCUCGGGGACUUAUGUAUCUUCAUCAAGACUCCAGGUUGAGAAUUAUCCAUCGAGACUUGAAAGCCAGCAAUGUUUUGCUUGACAUUGACAUGAACCCAAAGAUAUCAGAUUUUGGAAUGGCUAGAAGUUUUGGAGGGGAUGAGACCGGAGCCAACACUCGUCGCGUGGUUGGAACAUAUGGAUAUAUGUCACCAGAGUAUGCAGUUGAUGGGAUAUUCUCAAUAAAGUCAGACGUGUUCAGUUUCGGUGUCUUGGUAUUAGAGAUCCUAAGUGGAAAAAAGAACAGAAAAUUCGUUCAUCCAGACCAUCACCUAAACCUCCUUGGACAUGCAUGGAUACUCCAUAAAGAAAACAGGUCACUGGAACUGGUGGAUCCAAUGCUCGUGGAUUCAUGCCAUCUAGGCGAGAUGACUAGAUCGAUCCACGUAGGAUUGCUGUGCGUGCAGCAAUCUCCGGAAGAUAGGCCGAACAUGUCUUCUGUGGUGUGGAUGUUGAGCAAUGAAUGUGUUCUGCCAGAACCCAAGCAGCCUGGAUUUUUUACAGAGAGAAGUGUGGCUAUUGCUGAUCAAUCCAGUUGGAGCACAAACACACCAAGUACUGUAAAUGACAUGACCAUUACAUUGUUAGAUGCUAGAUAGCACAAAUUUGUUCUUUUCUGCACGUUACUACGAGUAUAAUACCACAAUAUUAUACCAAUCUCUUAUGCACUUUCAAUUUGAUUAAUAUAUUUUUUUUUGGUGAGAAACA